AUGUCAGGUGCGCUUGCUUGGCAGGUCAACAAAAUAAUAAAAAUAAGAUUUGUUGGUUUUUUGGGAGAGAUCGCACGGGGUUUUUGCCCGGGAUCUCUUCCUUGUGUGGUGUGUGCCUUGCUUCUUUCCUUAUUACUUUUUACUCUAUGCUAUCUCGCGCUAGACAAAUCUACUAUUAGCGGUACGGUACCCCAUCGAGGAAUUUCUCCAACGAGUUUAGUUAACUACCACAAAAGCGGCCGUUUUUGGAUCACGAGGCCUCUUGGCCACAGCAACAAUGAGUGA
This is a messenger RNA of Lathyrus sativus (Indian pea), 285 nucleotides long. The record is from the annotation of a GenBank genome assembly. NCBI's taxonomy places the organism in Eukaryota, Viridiplantae, Streptophyta, Magnoliopsida, Fabales, Fabaceae.